Peronospora belbahrii is the source of this 1755-nucleotide messenger RNA. The record is from the annotation of a GenBank genome assembly. Lineage: Eukaryota; Oomycota; Peronosporomycetes; Peronosporales; Peronosporaceae.
AUGACGGAUACGACUCUGAAGACAAGGUCACCUGUACUCGAACCUCGUGCGCACUUGAUCGAUCUUGAGUCGAUGCUAGAUGAGAAGAAUCAGAUAAAAUGUAACCAGAACAAAACGAGUAGUAAUAAUGGACCGUAUGAGGGGAAGCUUGAAGGAUGGUCUCCUGCUGAUGAGAACAAUUCUCAAGGUCUGAUUCCAUCCAUGGAACAGCUUCGUCUAGACCCACGUAGUCAUCAUAUAGAUGAUCAAAUAACAAGCACACCAUCAUCAUCAUCAGCACCAGCAGCAGCAAUAUCAAUAGCAAUUGAAGAAGGUUCUAGCACUGAAAAGAAGAAAUUGUCUAAAGCAGAGAGAAAAAAACUAGCUGCUGAGGUGUUUGCCAAGACAAGUGGUGGAAUACCAAAGCGAGCGAAGCUUAAUAAAGCACAACGUCGUGCACACCAAGAAGCAAAUCGAGAGAAGAAAGAAAGUGGCGUGAAAGUGAAGAAAAAUGAUAUUGUGGGACCAACAGUAUCAAUGCCAAUUCAUGCGAGAUUACAAUAUGAUGAUGCAAAGAAAAUUGCACGUCGUUCGAAAGCAGCAGUCGUGAUACGGACACAGGCUCAGAAACAGGUGGAAAUGUUUUCUCACUUGCCACAAUAUGAACGCGAGAGUUCUUUAUCGUUGAAUGUAGGCUUUUCAACGAAAGAGGAAGUACAUUCAGCAGUAUUGGCACUUGGUCUGAAAUAUGCAGAAGGUAAGAUCUCGGGUGGUAAUGCACGCUGCAUUGCAAUGAUCACAGCGUUUCAACAAGUGAUUGAUGAGUAUAUUACGCCACCGGAUAAACAAUUACGUCGUGAUCUGGAUAAACGUCUUCGACCACUUAUUCAAUACCUUAUUGACUGCAGACCACAUAGUAUUGGCAUGGGAAAUGCAAUUCGUCGUCUACGACGUGUGAUUGGUUCGACCCCACCGGAAUUGAGCGAGGAAGAGGCGAAACGUCGGAUUCGUGAUGAAAUGAAUGACUAUGUGCAAAGUCGUAUCUUGUUGGCCUCACGUGCUGUCGCAAAGAAUGCACAGUCGAAGAUUUGUGCUGGUGAUGUUAUUCUUACCUAUGCACGUGCAAAUGUUGUGGAGGAUCUGCUGCUUGAUACUGCCAAGUGUUCGCCGGAGAUUGCUGCUACGCUUCGUGUAAUUGUUGUAGACUCACGUCCGCACUUUGAAGGACGUAAGCUCGUUAAUGUCUUGGCCAACGCGGGGCUACAGUGCUCGUACCUACAGAUUAAUGCACUGUCAUACAUUAUGCGCGAGGUCACAAAGGUGUUCCUUGGUGCUGCUGCCUUUAUGAGCAACGGUGUGGCCGUAGCGCGCGUCGGCACGGCAUUAGUAGCAAUGACUGCUCACGAGGCUAACGUACCGGUACUAUUCUGCUGCGAGACUUACAAGUUCUCGGACCGGGUGCAGCUGGAUGCAAUUACCCACAACGAGUUGGGUGACCCUGAUGAGCUAGUGUCUUCAUACUGUACCGACAAACCGCGCUCGCGACGCCGAAACGGUGGCAGUUUUCCCGACAAUGAGUUCAGCAGCUCCUCAAGCGGCCACGUUCUCUCGGACUGGCGCGAUCUCUCCGAUCUGAAAUUGCUCAACCUAGUGUACGAUGUGACACCGAUCGACUACGUCUCCAUGGUAGUUACAGAGCUGGGCAUGAUCCCACCUACCUCCAUUCCUGCUGUAUUGCGUGAAUACUCUCGCGAUGGUCUCGUGGACGGCGCAUAA